CCGAACCCAUUCUAAAUAAAAAUAAUAAAAUUUAAGACUUAAUAGCGUUAACAACUCCAAGUUAACGAAGACUAGUGUUAAUCCCCUCCCGAAGAGAACUAGGCAAACUGUCAAUGGCGGGCGGGGACAUUGUGGAGCUCCAAAGAAACUCUGCCAAGUGGGUAACAAUAGUGGAAGACAUAGUGAAGCUAGAGAGGAAGAUCUUUCCGAAACAUGAAUCGCUUGCUAGAAGCUUUGAUGAAGAACUGAAAAAGAAGAACAGUGGGUUGCUUUACAUCGAGUUAGAUGGUUCAGUUGCCGGCUAUGUCAUGUACUCUUGGCCUUCUUCCCUGUACGCUUCUAUCACAAAGCUCGCAGUGAAGGAUAGUUGCAGGAGGCAAGGCUAUGGAGAGGCACUGCUGACAGCGGCCAUUCAGAAAUGCCGAACCCGAAACGUGGGGAGAAUAUCACUUCAUGUUGAUCCUUUGAGGACUCCUGCCAUGAAUCUUUACAAGAAACUCGGUUUCAAAGUUGAUAACCUCAUACAAGGGUACUACUCGUCGGAUCGGAAUGCCUACAGACUGUACUUGGAUUUUGAUGCCAGCUAGUGAAAUUGAGAUACUUAAUCGCAGCAGCAGUAGAGACUCGUCACACAUAAUCACUAAGGAAGUCGGAGCUCUUAACUCCCAACUCUCCAUGGAUGGAUGAAUUGUCGAAUCUCUUAAAUUCUAACUUGUUUUUUGGUUUCUUUUUUUUUUGAAAUUUCUGAGAGAGAAUCCCUUCAAGUACUUGCUCUUUGCAUUUACAUGAACUUUUGAAAAACUUGCAAUCAAAGCACGUAUGCACAUCCUUAGAAAAGUCCUUCAGAAUGGAUGUGAGGGCGGCAUGAGCCUCCUCCUAA
Molecule: messenger RNA, 880 nt
Organism: Rosa chinensis
Lineage: Eukaryota; Viridiplantae; Streptophyta; Magnoliopsida; Rosales; Rosaceae
Product: putative [ribosomal protein S18]-alanine N-acetyltransferase
Exons: 3
Coding region: 114-587 (157 amino acids)
Molecular function (GO): acyltransferase activity, transferring groups other than amino-acyl groups
Source: RefSeq, a predicted model, not a curated record